Molecule: messenger RNA, 1568 nt
Organism: Oncorhynchus masou masou (cherry salmon)
Lineage: Eukaryota; Metazoa; Chordata; Actinopteri; Salmoniformes; Salmonidae
Product: UPF0547 protein C16orf87 homolog
Exons: 4
Coding region: 224-760 (178 amino acids)
Source: RefSeq, a predicted model, not a curated record
AGAGGUUAACGUAUGCUCAGUGGAUAGGAUUAAAAAUGCAAGCAUUAUGCAGAACAUUUUCUAGUGUACUGUAUGUAGCCAACUGUUUUUUAGGCUGAGUGGUGCGCAUGCCCCAUGUCAUAGUAAAGGAAAAGCAUAAUGAAUCCUCUCUCAUUGACCACAGUGCGCAUGGUCAUUGCUUUUGUAUAAUUUAUGUCCGUCUGAGCAAGAUCAGCUGCACUUCAUGUAUUGCAGAAAUAAGUUUUACGGCGUUGAAGUAGGCUUUUUUCAAAGGAAUCAUCGGAUAAGGAAACAUAAUAUGUCGGUAAACAAAGCUAAGAAAGUAAAAAUGGCUACCAAAUCAUGCCCUGAGUGCGACCAACAGAUUCCAGUUGCUUGCAAGUCUUGUCCCUGUGGCUAUGUAUUCAUUAGUCGAAAGCUUCUAAAUGCCAAACUGAAUGAGAGAUCACCACCAGCAAUAGACAAGUUGGAUGCAAAGAGGAGGAGAACUGAAAGAAUUCGCAGAGAGAAGAUCAACUCUCCGUCAACCAAUGACAUGGAGAACAGAAGGCGAUGCCGCUCCAACAGCCAAUCUGAUCAGAUCCGGAGAGGGCGGGGCAGGCCAAAGACAGUUGGGCUGAAGAAGCAGGAGGAGGAGAAAGAAAAAUUUGAGAAAGAAGUUGAUAUCUAUGCCAACCUCUCAGAUGAGAAAGCAUUUGUGUUUUCGGUGGCAUUGGCCGAGAUCAACCGAAAGAUCCUGGGCCAAAGACUGAUCCUAUAGACAGACCAGAUGGUUGCUUUGAGGGAUUGACAUGUGAAACCUAAGAUUGUUACUGUGGAGAAACCCAUGGAUGACCACCACAGUGUGUCUAACAGGGUAUGAACUCUGACCCAUGAACUCCCUGCCCGAUUGGUCAAAGCCUUGGGAAAAUGGAGAUGUUGGGGAACAUUGAGAAGCAGGCACCUGGUCUGCUCAAGAGGAAAUGUUGGAACCAACUUGUAUCUUUAGAGUAGCUUAUGGAAUUGGAGGGGGUAGGACAUCUGAAUAUUUAUCUUUUAAUCAGAUUUUAUAUUAUAUAUAUAUAUAUAUAUAUAUAUAUAGAUGAUAUGGUAUAAGAUUUAUCACCUUGUCAGCCAAGAAAGCUGUCGGUAGCAAAUGCAAAACAUUUCUAUUAAAAAAGGGCAUAAAUAUGUUGAAGCAUGGAGGGCCAUCCUAGCAUUGUAACUGGCUUCUAUAAUGUUAUUGGCUUGUAGUGCUAGUAAACAUUGUUUAUUUAAGUCUAGAUGCCAUUGGAACAUAAUGUUCAAUAUAUUUUGUAUCAUGCUUAAGACUUUGGGAGAAGGCCUUGCACAUUUAUAUUUAUAAUGCUUGUGUACCAUCUUAAUUUAAAUGCAUAUUGUUUUGUCUUUUGUUUUAUUAUUGGUGACAAUAUAUUAAAUAUGUCAUAUUUGCUUUGGACACCUGUAAUUUAAAUGUCAAAGACAAAUCCUCUUUAAUGUGACUUAUUUUUGUCAUUAAAAGAGAUGAAUCACAACCACCACUGUCAGAUGUUGGGCCUUAAUGAGCAAAUAUAAGUUUUUAUUUAAGA